Molecule: messenger RNA, 2501 nt
Organism: Ahaetulla prasina
Lineage: Eukaryota; Metazoa; Chordata; Lepidosauria; Squamata; Colubridae
Gene: CIAO3
Product: cytosolic iron-sulfur assembly component 3
Exons: 11
Coding region: 89-1519 (476 amino acids)
Biological process (GO): iron-sulfur cluster assembly
Cellular component (GO): cytosolic [4Fe-4S] assembly targeting complex
Molecular function (GO): 4 iron, 4 sulfur cluster binding
Source: RefSeq, a predicted model, not a curated record
GACAGAAGGGCCUGGUUGCCUCGUCGCCGUCUUCGGCGGAAAGCUCGCGCUUUACGGCGCCUUUUCGACGCUUUACGGCGGGAGCAAGAUGGCGGUGGCGUCGCCCUUCAGCGGCGCUCUGCAGCUGACCGACCUGGACGAUUUCAUUGGGCCCUCGCAGGAAUGCAUCAAACCAAUCAAAGUUGACAAGUCUGGGAGAGUAGCAGCUAAGAUCCGUAUUGAAGAUGAUGGAACUUAUUUCCAAGUUGGCCAGGACGGAGGGUCACAAAAACUGGAAAAGGCCAAGAUUACGCUCAAUGACUGCUUGGCCUGCAGUGGUUGCAUUACAUCAGCGGAGAGCGUCCUAAUCACUCAGCAGAGCCACGAAGAGCUCUGCAAAGUGUUAAAUGCCAAUAAGGCACCCAAUUCUCCCAAGAAAUUGGUGGUGGUAUCCGUAUCUCCCCAGUCCAGAGCUUCUUUAGCUGCAAGAUUCGGAAUGACUCCUUUAGACACAGCUAAGAAACUGACAGCCUUCUUGAAGAAUUUAGGGGUGCAUUUUGUCUUUGAUACAACUUUCACCAGGAACUUCAGUUUGCUGGAGAGCCAGCGGGAAUUUGUUCAGCGUUUCCAGAGACGAGUAGAAGAUAAGAAAGCUUUACCCAUGUUAGCUGCUGCUUGUCCUGGUUGGAUCUGUUAUGCUGAAAAAACUCACGGGAAUUUUAUCAUCCCAUACAUCAGCACUACCAGAUCACCCCAGCAGAUCAUGGGCUCCCUGAUUAAGGACCACUUUGCCAAACAACAGUGCCUGACACCAGACCAAAUCUACCAUGUAACUGUGAUGCCUUGCUAUGACAAAAAGCUAGAAGCUUCCAGGCCAGAUUUCUUCAUUCAAGAGCACCAGACCCGUGAGGUUGACUGUGUGAUUACAACAGGAGAAGUCUUAAAGCUGCUGGACCAGGAAGGAGUAUCCCUUCUUGAAGUGAAUCCUAGGCCUUUGGAUAGCAUGUUUGGCAAUCUUUUGGAAGAACAGCUCUUCAGCCAUUCUGGAGGUGGCUCUGGGGGAUACUUGGAGCACGUAUUCAAAUAUGCAGCCAAGGAGCUCUUUGGCAUUCCAGUGAAGGAGCUUCACUACAAGACCCUGAAAAACAAGGAUUUUCAAGAGGUGACGCUGGAGAAGGAUGGCCAGACUGUCCUGCACUUUGCCCUGGCGUAUGGAUUUCGGAACAUCCAAAACUUCGUGCAGAAACUGAAACGUGGAAAGCUGCCCUACCAUUACAUCGAGGUGAUGGCUUGCCCUUCAGGGUGCUUAAAUGGAGGGGGGCAGAUCCGAGCGGAAGGAGAAUCCAGCAAGGACCUGCUCCAUCGUGUGGAGACACUCUACGAAGUGGCCCAGCCGGAAGACCCCGAGAUGAACAAAACCAUCGGCGACCUCUAUGACCAGUGGCUUGGUGGCCCCACUUCUCAACAGGCUCAAGAUCACCUCCAUACAAUAUACCACGCUGUGGAGAAAGGCAGUGCAAGCUUUAAUAUUAAGUGGUAAAUUGGGUCAGCUCGUGUAAUGGACAAUACACCAGGUCCCCAACCACCAGGCAGUAGCCCACAACUGGGUCAUGGCCUAUUCACAACCGGGGCUGGGUGAGGGGCAGUCCAGCUGGCAUGCAUGUGCAUGUGUGUGCAGUUUGCAAUCAAGCUGUAUGCGCGCGCUGGCCCCCGCUUGUGCAGUCCAGUACUCUUCUCCCCCCCAAGCUGGGCCACCAAGUUGCAAAGGUUGGGGAACCGCUUGAUGUACUAGAUCAGGGGUCUCCAACCUUGGCAACUUUAAGACUUGUGGACUUCAACUCCCAGAACUCCUCAGCCAGCAAAGCUGGGAGUUGAAGUCCACAAGUCUUAAAGUUGCCAAGGUUGGAGACCCCUGUAUUAGAUCGCUUGUUGUAGAUGAAGCUGAAAGAUUCAUUUUUAAACAAAUAGUCGUAUCGAAGAUUUAAAUUUGAUUUUUUUUAAAAAAAAUUAUAAGGGGACGCAUUGGCUUCAUAGCAGACGACAGUGCUCUCCACUGGAUUUCUUAAUCUCAUCGGAUCGUUGAGGCAGAAAAUUGGACCGUUGUUAGUUUACUCUUUUUACAACUCCACCACUUCUUUAGAAUUUAUGCAAGGAGGUCUUCUGAAUAAUUGCACGAGAGUAAAAUGGAUCCAGGCUGAAUUUGGACAGGAGGGACCAAAAUAAAAUGUAAAAAAUGUAAAUGGUUUAGAGGUCUAUGGGGUUGAUGGAGAAAAAUCAAAAUCCUGAAACUCUCCUCACCAUGAAUCUGGAUGGGUGGGGCAGUUGAGUUAGCAGCACCAUUCUCGAUCUCUCUCCGGUCAUGUGGCACAAAGUGGAGCGUUUGUCCUAGUCCACAUGCAACAUAAGAAGGGGGAACAGAAAUGCCCACUUCCACCCACCCUGUUGAGGUAUAACACAAAGGCUGUUUAUGUGAACCCCCAACAACUAUCAAUAAAAUAAGAAAUUGAUCACAGAACAUCAAA